Molecule: messenger RNA, 357 nt
Organism: Nematolebias whitei (Rio pearlfish)
Lineage: Eukaryota; Metazoa; Chordata; Actinopteri; Cyprinodontiformes; Rivulidae
Product: dnaJ homolog subfamily C member 21-like
Exons: 3
Source: RefSeq, a predicted model, not a curated record
UAUGAAAAACCAUGAAAAGUCCAAAAAGCACCGAGAGAUGGUGGUGUUGCUACGGCAACAGCUGGAAGAAGAGGAGGACUCGCUUGGUUUGAGCGUGGAUGGAAAGAAUGGGGAGAAUGUACAUGAAGGGCUGGAGGAUGAUGAAGAAGAGGAGGAUGAAGAAAAGCCAAGGCAAAAGUUGUCCAAAAAGCAAAAAAGAAAAAAGAAGCAGCAAAAAGUAGCACAACAAAGUGUUGCUGAGGAGGAGGAGGACAAACCAACACAAACCACCUGCGACGAAGACCAUCUUCAUGAAAAAUCUGAAGACCCCACAGGGCCCGAGAAUCAGGAGGACGUUCCUCCUGCAGAAGUCAAAGG